GACCCUCACUUCCUCACCAUUUUUAAGAAAGCUCUGAUAAACUUCCAUACAAAGCCAAAUCCAUUUCUCUCUCUUUCUUUUUCUUUCUCUCUGUAUAUAAAAAUAACCAAAACUUUUGGUCAGGCUUCUGCAGAAAACUCUGUUUUCAACAUAUAUUUAUUUAUUGUGCUUUGAUUUGGGACAAAUGAGGGGUUUACCUGGGCAUGAACGCCGGUGGACGUCGGAUACGGUAUCUUCCGGCAAGGAUUUAAGUGGUGAGUCAUCGCCGGGAACUGAUUCCGGGAAUAUUUCCGGUUUUGUUUCCGAGGAGUUUGUUGAAGUUAUACUUGAUCUUCAGGAUGAUGAUACGAUUAUUCUACGGAGCGUUGAACCGGCGACUGUAAUCAACAUUGAUGCUUCUGAUCCUGCUACCGGAGUCGGUAUUGGUGGAGUAUCGAUUGAAACGCCGGCGUCGGUGACAUCGACGUCGGAAACUCGAUCGCCGACGAUGCGUCGGAGUACAUCGAAUAAAUUACGUCAGUUUUCACAGGAGUUGAAAGCUGAGGCUGUCGCGAAAGCGAAGCAUUUCUCGCAAGAGCUUAAAGCGGAGCUAAGGAGAUUCUCAUGGAGCCAUGGACAUGCGUCCCGCACUUUUUCGCCGGCGUCGUUUUUCCAAAACGCCGUCGUCGGUACAGGCAACGGUGUAGAUUCGGCUUUAGCAGCUCGAGCAUUACGACGGCAACGCGCUCAGCUCGAUCGGACUCGUUCCAGCGCUCACAAGGCUCUUCGUGGACUCAAAUUCAUCAGCAAUAACAAAACUAACGGAUGGAAUGAAGUUGAAAACAAUUUCGCUAAGCUCGCUAAAGACGGUUACCUUUAUCGCUCCGAUUUCGCACAAUGCAUCGGUAUGAAGGAUUCGAAGGAAUUUGCAUUGGAAUUGUUUGAUGCUUUGAGUAGAAGAAGAAGAUUGAAGGUUGAUAAGAUCAGCAAGGAGGAAUUGUAUGAGUAUUGGUCUCAAAUCACCGAUCAGAGUUUCGAUUCUCGGCUUCAGAUCUUCUUCGACAUGGUGGACAAGAAUGAAGAUGGUCGAAUUGGUGAAGAAGAAGUAAAAGAGAUCAUCAUGCUAAGUGCCUCUGCAAACAAAUUAUCAAGAUUAAAAGAACAAGCAGAGGAGUAUGCAGCUCUGAUCAUGGAAGAAUUAGAUCCUGAAAGACUUGGCUACAUUGAGCUAUGGCAGCUGGAAACACUUCUCCUCCAAAAGGACACUUACCUCAACUACAGUCAAGCACUAAGCUACACAAGCCAAGCUUUGAGCCAAAACCUGCAAGGGUUGAGGAAGAGAAGCCCAAUAAGAAGAAUAAGCACAAAACUUGUCUAUUCACUGCAAGAGAAUUGGAAGAGAAUUUGGGUUCUGGUCUUGUGGAUUUUGAUAAUGAUUGGGCUUUUUCUUUGGAAGUUCUAUCAGUACAAAAAGAAAAGUGCAUUUCAAGUUAUGGGUUAUUGCCUUCUAACAGCUAAAGGUGCUGCUGAGACUCUGAAGUUCAACAUGGCUUUGAUAUUGCUGCCAGUUUGCAGGAACACCAUUACAUUCCUCAGGUCUACUAAAUUGAGCUGUUUUGUACCCUUUGAUGACAACAUCAACUUCCACAAGACUGUUGCUGCAGCCAUUGUUACUGGUAUCAUACUCCAUGCCGGUAAUCAUCUUGUAUGUGAUUUCCCAAAGCUUAUACAUGCAAAUAAUACGAAUUAUCAGAAAUAUUUGGUGAAUGAUUUUGGCCCAAGCCAGCCUCAGUACAUAGAUCUUGUUAAAGGAGUGGAGGGUGUGACAGGAAUAUUAAUGGUAAUCCUCAUGGCCAUUGCUUUCACUCUUGCAACGCGAUGGUUUAGGCGGAGCCUCAUUAAGUUUCCCAAACCUUUUGAUAGACUCACUGGUUUCAAUGCGUUCUGGUACUCGCACCACCUUCUCAUCAUUGUCUACAUCGUACUGAUCAUCCAUGGCACAUUCCUCUACCUUGUGCAUAACUGGUACUCCAAAACGACAUGGAUGUAUCUAGCAGUUCCUGUACUUCUCUACUCAGGGGAAAGAACUCUUAGAUUCUUCCGAUCAGGCUUAUAUACAGUCCGGCUUCUAAAAGUAGCAAUAUAUCCUGGAAAUGUCCUUACUCUGCAAAUGUCUAAGCCUCCGCAAUUUCGAUACAAGAGUGGACAAUAUAUGUUUGUCCAGUGUCCAGCUGUUUCUCCAUUCGAGUGGCAUCCAUUUUCCAUUACUUCAGCUCCUGGGGAUGACUACUUGAGCAUUCAUAUCCGACAACUUGGUGACUGGACUCAAGAACUCAAGCGGGUGUUUUCCGAGGCUUGCGAGCAGCCAGAGGCUGGAAAGAGUGGCCUGCUCAGAGCUGACGAAAACACCAAAACAAGUUUGCCAAAGCUAUUGAUAGAUGGACCUUAUGGAGCUCCAGCACAAGAUUACCGAAAGUAUGAUGUCUUACUGCUUGUUGGUCUUGGCAUUGGAGCAACUCCCUUUAUAAGUAUCCUGAAAGACUUGCUCAAAAACAUCGUCACAAUGGAGGAGCAAGCAGAUUCAGUCUCGGAUUUCAGUGGGAACUCAGACAUGAGCGCUGCAACAAGUGAACAACCAGCUCUCAACAAGAUUUCUCCAAAAAAGAGAAAGAGUACUCUAAAAACCACAAAUGCAUAUUUUUAUUGGGUGACCCGGGAGCAAGGAUCAUUUGAUUGGUUCAAAGGUGUUAUGAACGAAGUGGCUGAACUUGAUCAAAGGGGGGUCAUCGAGAUGCAUAACUACUUAACGAGUGUUUAUGAGGAAGGGGAUGCACGUUCAGCUCUCAUUACCAUGGUCCAGGCGCUUAACCAUGCUAAGAAUGGGGUUGAUAUUGUAUCAGGCACCAGUGUGAGGACACAUUUCGCCAGACCGAAUUGGAGGAAAGUAUUUUCCAAGACCUUAACCAAGCAUGCAAAUGCAAGAAUAGGAGUUUUCUACUGCGGUGCACCCAUAUUAGCUAAAGAACUCAGCAAACUCUGCAAAGAGUUUAACCAAAAAGGCACAACGAAGUUCGAGUUUCACAAAGAACAUUUUUAGAAGGCCCUGGAGUACAAUUAAUCUUGCAUUAACGGUACACACAUCGGUAAACCAGUAUUUACCACAUCUAUCUUUGGUACCUGAUUUGAUGAUUCUACUGAAGACAUAACAUUAGUAAGGAAUAAGUCAGAGACAAAUUGUACAUAAUAGGAGGAAGCAUAUUUAAAGAGAAAAUACAUACCAAUAUGAUAUGUGUAUAGGUUUUGUAUAUUCAGUCAUCUGUUAUCACAUACCAAACUUCAGAACUCCAAAAGGGAGACUCUGCUUUGGUCAGAUGGCUUAGAAUAUGGGAGGAAAAAAAAGACGACAAUUGAAUGGUCACAAUACACAUAAAGAAUGAGAAUAGUGGGAAACAACUAAUAAGAAGUUGACCUUCUUGAUAAAGAAACACUAUGAAAAUGGCAAGCAUGAAAGGACAGGCAAUCAUGGCUUGGAUGGGGAAAACAAAUUACAAUUUUGAAAGAAGAAGAUAACAUUAGGAGUAGUGGGGGACUGAUAGCUUUGUUGGUGGAACUUAUAAUGGGGCUAAGGGAAUCCUUCCAAAAAAUGUCUAUGUAGUAACUACUUUUUCUUUUUCUUUUGCUUUGUGAGUAUUUUUUGGGGUAUUUUAAUAUACCACUUAUUAGAUAAGAGGAUAGAAAAUACGUGUAUAUGCAAUUCUUAUUAGUAAAGUUUAUCUGUAGUAGUUCUUUAAUCUGGAGAAAGGUACUAUCAAAGGAAAUAUUUCAUCGAUUUCGUUGGAUUUCUUUUCAGUUUUUUCUCAA
Molecule: messenger RNA, 3840 nt
Organism: Solanum stenotomum
Lineage: Eukaryota; Viridiplantae; Streptophyta; Magnoliopsida; Solanales; Solanaceae
Product: respiratory burst oxidase homolog protein A
Exons: 14
Coding region: 185-3076 (963 amino acids)
Cellular component (GO): plasma membrane
Molecular function (GO): calcium ion binding; NAD(P)H oxidase H2O2-forming activity; peroxidase activity
Source: RefSeq, a predicted model, not a curated record